AAUUAAAUCGGCGCGUGACCUUAGUGACCGCCUCUUACAUCGGACGAUGGUCGAAGGAAACCGCGACGAACCGUCUCUCAUGGACAUUCGCGCCAAAUCAACGAAUAAGCGUAAACCCUCGGCGAAUAAGGCUCACCGCGCUCGCAAUGAUCACCGGAAGAAGAGGCGGAGAUCAACGCUCAGUUCAGAAAUCGUAAUCCGAACAUCCAGCGAGCCUCCAAUACUUGCCGCGUCGAAUAGGUUCGAACCGAUUCGUUCUCCCUCUCGAAAGCACGAGAAGAGGAGGUCGAGUCAGAGGGAUGGCAAUCGUAGAUGGGUGUACUCUGCUCGUGAUUGCUCAAAAUUUAUAGAUAAGAUUAUGGUUGCUUCAUAUAACAUACUAGGAGUGGAAAAUGCAUCGAAGCAUCCAGAUUUGUAUCAUAGAGUGCCUUCCAAAUUCUUGAAUUGGAGUUUCCGGAAAGAGCUUAUAUGCAACGCAAUUAAAUUUUACAAUGCAGGCAUCUUAUGCUUGCAGGAGGUUGACCGUUUUAAUGAUUUAGAUGAACUUUUUCAAAAGUACGGCUACAAAGGUGUUUACAAGGCUAGAACUGGUGAAGCAAAUGACGGGUGUGCUGUAUUUUGGAUCGACAAAUUAUUUACCCUUUUGCAUCAAGAAACUAUAGAGUUUCAGAGUUUUGGGCUACGUAACAAUGUUGCUCAGCUAUGUGUUUUGAAGAUGAAUCAAUCAGAAUCAAAGCUCAAAAAAAGUCGAACCUUUUUGAUUGGGAAUAUACAUGUUCUUUUCAACCCAAAUCGUGGAGACAUCAAGCUUGGGCAGGUCAGACUGUUUCUUGAAAAAGCUCACAGCCUCUCCCAAAGAUGGGGAAACAUACCUGUAAUUAUGGGCGGGGAUCUGAAUAGCAUUCCAAAGCUGGACAUCCAACUGCAUGAUCGCAGAAAGAUUUCAGGGCAGCUUGAUUUUUUAUCAUCACGUGGAGCCUUCAGAUUUUCGAAUGAGAGUACGAAAUGGCUCAAUGUUUCAGCCUCAAGGUCAUUCAGGUGGAGUAAUGAGGAAUUAAGGAUUGCGUCUGGUGGUGAAAAUGUCACCUGUCUGCAACACCAUUUAAAGCUUUCCAGUGCAUAUCAUGGGGUUCCUGGAAGUUUUAAAACAAGAGAUGCUAAUGGAGAACCUUUGGUAACUUCAUUCCACUCCAAGUUUAUGGGAACUGUUGAUUAUAUAUGGCACUCAGAAGAACUUGUCCCGGUUAGGGUUCUGGAAACAUUGCCCGUUGAUGCAUUAAAGAAAACUGGAGGGCUCCCAAGUGAGAAAUGGGGCAGCGAUCAUCUUGCUCUUGUGUGUGAACUGGCCUUUGAUGAUGAUGGCAACGGACUUGACUAUUUAAUUUUAAUCAUGCCAGAUUGAAGCAUCCCCUUAAUUUUUAUUGAAUGGAGGUUGUUUCUUCACCAUUUCCUUUUCAGUGUUCUGCAUGAUGGAAUUUGAGUAAUUGACUAGAUCACUUGUAUUGUUAGGGGGAAAUAGCAUCAGAGUCCUUAGGAAAUGCACAAUAUGAUGGAUUAGCACGUUUAGUAGAUAAAAUAUAGUAGAAACUGUAUUUUCAGUCCUAAAUUUAUGGAUUUGAAGAAACUGCCUCGAACAUACCCCAUUUAUAAUUUUUUUUUUUUUUUUUUUUUGCAAACCCAUUUUGACCUUCUGCAACUUGUAUAAUUCUAGGCUGACUGUAAAACUCUUCUUCAGCUUAUACUUUGACUUGUACACAGAUUUGUUAUUGAGAAACUUUCAUGCAACUCUUAGAUAUUUUUGGGUUGAAAGGUAGUCUUGUCUAAAUAUUUAUAAAAGUGGGUGGUGUCAGUUCGUUCUUUAUCCUUUAAUGUUGGGGUAAAAAAAUGUGGUUUCUAAUUAAUUUCUGUUUCUGUGGGGGAAAAAAAGGUGGUGGUGUUUGCCGAUUGUUGAUGUCAUGUCCAAGGUUCCAACUUUAUGGUGAAGGAGUGAUGUUCCCAAAAUAAAUUGUGCAGCUAAGAUUCGAUUCUUCCACCAAUCUCGCCUUCAUCUGUCCCAAGGUGAAGAGCCCCACCUUUUUGUGUAACAUGUGUAGUUACAUUGAACAUUAUGUGAGGGAAGGAAAUAAACUAUGCGCGGCAUAAUGAUGCGUUUGUCGUUUGCUUGUUCGAACGUGAAACGCUUUGUUUUCCCUUAAUUUUCUAUAUAACACUUGGUCGAUUGAUAUUUA
Momordica charantia (bitter melon) is the source of this 2228-nucleotide messenger RNA. NCBI's taxonomy places the organism in Eukaryota, Viridiplantae, Streptophyta, Magnoliopsida, Cucurbitales, Cucurbitaceae. The record is from RefSeq and is a predicted model, not a curated record.